AAUUGCCGGCUGGUGUUAUCACUCUGCUCCUCAGCUCGUCGCCAGUGUGUAGCUUCCAAAACAUGGCGGCCCUCAAAACCCUGUGCAGAGCGGAGACUUUAUUCUUCAGAAACCUAUCUGGCCCCCGCAGAACCAAAUUAAACUUCACUCAACACACACUGAGCAAGACCUGUGGGUGCUACUUUUCCACCUCCAACCAGAGAAGUUCACAGUUUUACUCCAAUCCUGCAGAUGCAGUGAAAGACAUCCCCAGUGGAGCUACCAUACUGGUGGGGGGCUUUGGAUUGUGUGGUAUCCCAGAGAAUCUUAUCAACAGUUUACUGAAGACCGGAGUGAAGGGUCUCACUGCCGUCAGCAACAAUGCAGGAGUGGAUAACUUUGGCCUGGGCCUGCUCCUUCAGACUAAGCAGAUCAAGAGGAUGAUCUCCUCAUAUGUCGGGGAGAAUGCAGAGUUUGAGCGACAGUAUCUGGCAGGGGAGUUGGAGGUGGAACUGACACCACAGGGUACUCUGGCAGAAAGGAUCAGGGCUGGGGGUGCUGGGAUUCCAGCCUUCUUCACAGCCACAGGCUAUGGCACACUGAUCCAAGAGGGAGGUUCUCCUAUCAAAUACAACAAAGAUGGCAGCAUUGCCAUUGCCAGCGAGAAGAGACAGGUGCAGGAGUUCAAUGGCAGGCACUACAUCAUGGAAAAGGCUAUUACUGGAGACUUUGCUCUGGUCAAGGCAUGGAAGGCUGACAAGGCUGGAAACAUUGUUUUCAGGAAAACAGCCAGAAACUUCAACCAGCCCAUGUGCAAGGCAGCCAAAACCACCAUAGUUGAGGUGGAGGAAGUGGUUGAUGUUGGGACAUUUGCUGAAGAGGACAUCCACAUACCCAGCAUCUAUGUCCACAGGGUUGUCCAGGGACCAAGCUACGAAAAAAGAAUUGAGAAACGCACAGUAAGGAAAAGCCAACAAGAGAAGCCCAAACCAAAGAAGGACUCUGAUAUUGUUCGGGAAAGGAUCAUUCGCCGUGCUGCGCUGGAGUUUGAGGAUGGGAUGUAUGCUAACCUUGGUAUUGGUAUCCCCAUGCUGGCCAGCAACUUUAUAAAACCAGACAUCACGGUACACCUCCAAAGUGAGAAUGGAAUUUUGGGACUGGGCCCUUACCCCGUGGAGGAGGCAGUGGAUGCAGACCUGAUUAAUGCUGGGAAGGAGACUGUCACCGUGCUCCCUGGGGCUGCCUAUUUCUCCAGCGAUGAGUCAUUUGCCAUGAUCAGAGGGGGUCAUAUCAACCUGACAAUGCUGGGAGCCAUGCAGGUGUCAAAACACGGAGACUUAGCCAACUGGAUGAUCCCAGGUAAGAUGGUGAAGGGAAUGGGAGGAGCCAUGGAUUUGGUGGCCAGCGCCGGAACCAAGGUGGUGGUCACCAUGGAGCACUCAGCUAAGGGAGGAAAACACAAGAUAUUGGACAAAUGCAGCCUGCCUUUGACAGGAAAGCAGUGUGUGGAUCGGAUCAUCACAGAAAAGGCUGUGUUUGAUGUUGAUAAGACAAAAGGCCUGACUCUGAUAGAAGUUUGGGAGGGACUCACUCCUGAGGAUAUCAAGGCAUGCACUGGCACACAUUUUGAGGUGUCACCCAACCUGAGAGCCAUGCAGCAAAUCUAGAAGGGCAUGCAACGGAUAUGAAAGGGGUUUUUCAGUUUGUGUCAUUUCAUUUGUCUGAUAAACAGCCGCUCAUUUAGUAACACGAGACAGGUAAAAUAAGCUUACAAAACACAAAUGUUCAGGUUCAGGUACUUGGUAAUCAGCAUCAAGCAAUCAGAAGGAUUUAGUCACCACUAAUAUUAACUGAAUGUGAUGUAAAGGUUCCAACAUGCACGGUUAUUUUUGAUCUGACAAACAAUCGGGGAACAUUACAUUGUUGCCUAUUAAACCACUGAGUUAUUGAUUUUCACUUCUGUUUGUACAGCUAUUGCCAAAUAAUGCCUCUGAAAAUAACAUUUAAAACAGGUAUUAUUCUCUAUAUGUUCUCUAAAAUAAAUGCAACUUUGCUAGUACUAUGAACAAAAAAUGAUAGAAAAACUUAACAAAUACUUCAUCUUGUAAAUCAUAUUUACUGCAAUAUCAAUAUGUUACUGUAACAAGGUAAAGGGAGCUGAAAUGUUUUGAACUUAGAAAACAAAUGUAGGUCAGGUGAAUCCUCAUUAAGCACCGAAGGAAAUGUGUAUGUAGUUACGUAAACUUGUGCUACACCAAGUAAUAAAAAGUACUUGGAUUGGACAUCUAAUAUUAGAUAUAUUUUUGUGUUGUUUUUCAUUUGGAAAAGUAAGGUAGAUGUAGUUAAAACAUCUGAAGCAUGUUUUAAUAAUCACCUCUGCCACAAUGUCAAACUGUUUGAACUAUGUCUGUCUUUCUUCUCUCAGCCUCAGAAAUUUCAGUCGGAAGGCAUACCAUACAUUUCAGAAAAUAUGAAGCCUUAACAUUUUUUUACUCAGAAAUGUGCUCUUCCCCUGCCUUUGUACAUACAAUAAAAUACAACCUUGUGUGCUGAGUGGAACAAGCAGAAUUUUA
Molecule: messenger RNA, 2552 nt
Organism: Thunnus maccoyii (southern bluefin tuna)
Lineage: Eukaryota; Metazoa; Chordata; Actinopteri; Scombriformes; Scombridae
Gene: oxct1a
Product: 3-oxoacid CoA transferase 1a
Exons: 17
Coding region: 63-1646 (527 amino acids)
Biological process (GO): ketone body catabolic process
Cellular component (GO): mitochondrion
Molecular function (GO): succinyl-CoA:3-oxo-acid CoA-transferase activity
Source: RefSeq, a predicted model, not a curated record